Molecule: messenger RNA, 426 nt
Organism: Sitophilus oryzae (rice weevil)
Lineage: Eukaryota; Metazoa; Arthropoda; Insecta; Coleoptera; Curculionidae
Exons: 1
Coding region: 1-426 (141 amino acids)
Source: RefSeq, a predicted model, not a curated record
AUGAAACUGCAGCUGGUCAAACAUAAGACCGAGGGAGUGCUCAUCACUAGUAGAAAAAAGGUUGAAAGCAUCAGACUGGAAUCACGGCUGAUGCUGAAUGUUGGAGGCCCGAAACAAAUUAGGAGGUCACUGCUGUCGUCAGUAGUCACAUCGGUACUGACUUAUGGAAUUUCUCUUUGGGCUGACGCCCUCAGAAUACGAGGAACACGGAAAAGAGUCGCAGCAGUAUAUAGGCUGAGUGCCCUGAGAGUAGCUAGUGCCUUCCGCACUGUGUCUGAGGAUGCGGUGUGCAUUAUCGCUGGAAUACUUCCUAUUGGAAUUCUAGCCGAAGAAAGGCAAGUCCUUUAUCGACGAAGAGGAUCAUCAGCACUGAGCCCUGAUGCACUCAGAAGAGAAGAGCGGCAGCAUAGUAUACGCCGAUGGUAG